Messenger RNA from Nicotiana tabacum (common tobacco), 1286 nucleotides. The record is from RefSeq and is a predicted model, not a curated record. NCBI's taxonomy places the organism in Eukaryota, Viridiplantae, Streptophyta, Magnoliopsida, Solanales, Solanaceae.
CUUCCCCCCUUACUUACGAUUUACGAAACAAACAAAAAAUAAACCACUUUUGUCUUUCCCAUCACAAAAAAGUGUCCACCCCACUAAUAUUCUUUGUUUUUCCCACUCACCACCAAAUGUCCACCACUACAACCGCAACUCCACCACAGCACCACCACACUUUCUGGUGUCACGAGUGCGACAUGAGCGUCUUCCUCCUCCACCUACCCUCUACUGAUCCUCCUCGUUGUCCUCACUGCCAUUCCGAUUUCCUCGAGCAAAUGGACUCUUUUACCCCUACCCUUCUUCCUCAAUUCCCAAAUCAACCUGAUUCUAACCCUAACCUUGAAGACCUCAUAUCCACGGACCUCAACACCGCGACCAAUUUCACUCCCUCCGACGAUAACUUCCUCCUUGACAGUCCUUAUCUCCACCGUCUAAUCCACCAUCUCACCACCGCUAACGACGCUCCCAUUCCCAAUCGUCAGCACAGCCCGGCUUCUAAAGCUGCCAUGGAGGCACUUGAGGGAAUAAAAAUUAGCUCAUUGAUGCUUGAGAAUGAUCCGGUUAUUCCUUGUCCGGUCUGCAAGGACAACUUUUUACUGGACAUGGAAGUGAAAAUGUUGCCUUGCAAACACAUGUAUCAUUCGGAUUGUAUUUUGCCGUGGUUAGAAGUGAAUAAUUCGUGUCCAGUUUGUAGGUUUAAGUUGCCGACUGAGGAGGAGGAUGAUGAGGAAUGCAUUAGACGACGCGAGAGGUUUCUUGGGGCAAUGAGGCUUGGAGAGAUAUUGGCCGAGGAAGAGGAUUUGUUUGGGUUUAGGCGUACGCUUAGGCGUGUUGCCAGGAGGCAUCAGCUGGACGGGGGAGAGAGUACAAUUGGCCAGGCAGGUCAAGGAGUUGGGGUUGUGGCUAGGGCGAAUAGCGUGGAGACUGUGUCGAGUUGGCCGAGUUGGCCAGUGGAAAAUGGGAGUGAUGGUGAUGAAGUAGGUGGGAGUGAUAAUAGACUUGGUGGUGGUCAAGGGGAUACUACUGUCGUCAGGUCUUGAAACUGGCCUUUGUUUCAUUUAAGCAAUGUUCAGGUACUGUAUAAUUGUUACUAAUUAGGAACAUCCGAGAGAAUAAUUUCGACAUAUAUCUGGAGAAUUGUAAAUCUGUGAUGGAUAACCAUGCUUGAGCUCAAUAAUCAAAAUAGAUAGUGUCAAAACCCUCAUUUUGUUAUAGCACUAUUAUGUGUUGCUUGUCAAAUUUGUACUUUGUUGUGAUACAUCUACAAGCAUUAAUAACAUUCACAAAUUUUGGUUGAACUA